AUGUCGGAUCCACCCGGAAUACCCACUUUUACAACCGAAGAGCUCGAAAUAGACCCCUCAUCGAUUCAACCAAUGGGUCACGGCGGUCACAGUCUAGUCUAUAAAGUAUCCGCAAAGGGGUUUCCUACUCCAUCCGUUCUAAAGAUUUUCCGCUUCACCCACCCACCAAACCCCGCUUCCUCCACCUCCACAAUCUUCCAAUACACCCACCCCCGGGAUCCAGACUACGCAUACUUCCACUCCGAACAAUCAUCAUACACCCGUCUCCUCCCCUCCCAAACAUCACAACUCUACACCCCACAAAUCCACGCCAUAGUCACAAUUUCCCCAUCCUUCGAACCACAUAUACUAGCAAACUACAACCCAAGUCAACAUCGUAGAAGACGACAAUCCCAGCUUCGGAUCAAAGGUGAAGAUGUUAUGGAAAGAUUACCUCUGAAGGGGGUGUUAAUAGAGUAUAUACAUGGUUUGAGGUUGAGUGCGUUCCCUUAUAUCCCUACUGAGAUAUCGGAGAAGAUUGUGGAUGGGAUUAGGCAUAUACAUUCUAUGGGUGUGUUACACCGUGAUGUGAAGAAACGGAAUGUGCUCAUUGUUCCUAAUUCUACCGUAUCAUCGGUUGAUGAAGAAGUGGAGGAGGUAACUGCACGAGAUGUUAUACUAGAUGGGACGGAAAAGGUGGUUUGGAUAGAUUUUAGUAAUAGUAUAGUACUCUCUGAUUUCCGCGGUACAGAAGAAGAACAAGUUGAAAUCUUUACCCGCUCAACUGAGGCGGAGAUGAAAGAAGUUAACAAGAUGGUGGCUAAACUCGAGAGAUGA
This is a messenger RNA of Orbilia oligospora ATCC 24927, 816 nucleotides long. RefSeq lists its product as uncharacterized. NCBI's taxonomy places the organism in Eukaryota, Fungi, Ascomycota, Orbiliomycetes, Orbiliales, Orbiliaceae. The coding region runs from base 1 to 816 and encodes 271 amino acids. The record is from RefSeq and is a predicted model, not a curated record. The transcript is spliced from 2 exons. Gene Ontology annotation, biological process: protein phosphorylation. Gene Ontology annotation, molecular function: ATP binding; protein kinase activity.